Messenger RNA from Musa acuminata AAA Group (dessert banana), 2336 nucleotides. RefSeq names its product transcription factor PHYTOCHROME INTERACTING FACTOR-LIKE 13-like. The record is from RefSeq and is a predicted model, not a curated record. The transcript has 10 exons. NCBI's taxonomy places the organism in Eukaryota, Viridiplantae, Streptophyta, Magnoliopsida, Zingiberales, Musaceae. The coding region runs from base 555 to 1799 and encodes 414 amino acids. Gene Ontology annotation, molecular function: DNA-binding transcription factor activity; protein dimerization activity. Gene Ontology annotation, biological process: regulation of DNA-templated transcription.
CACGCAGCUAUACCGUAGUGGUCACAAGAUUCCACCACACUUGCAUCCGACGUCUCCGCUCUUUAAUGCGUUUCGUUGAGCAGCAGAUGGAAACAAAGACAUGACGUUAUGACUGUUCAUCGACUCAGCCAUUCCAAAUCCUUUGUUUUGCCGAUUUAUGUUCUGUUCUAAGUAGAAUAUAGCCUUGAAUGCUGGAAUUAAACUUCGUUUAGACUAUUGCUAUGUUCGAAGUAUGGGGGACUCAUUUUCUCUGCGAAUUGGAAAACCUGGAUCUUCUAUAGAACAGGAUAGGAAAUCUUUGCAGAUAAUGAUGUCACGCCCGCUUCCAAGCUCCCCGAUCCGGCCAUGGUUAUAAGUGAGAGAGAGAGAGAGUGAGUUGUGAUUGUUUAAUCAAAGAUUGCAGUGGCAAAGCGGAAGAACACUGGAAUUCUGGAAAAGUGAUCUCACAAGAUUGAGAAGACAAUUAGCAUCGGAGAUGUUACUUCAGAUAGUUCUCUGAGCAGCAACAUUCCUGUAUGCCCUGUGUUUCCUGAAUUGUAGUCAGCAAUCUAUCAAUGAAGCAGUAUGCCCCCAACUGGAGUUUGGAAGAUCAAAAGAAACCCAUGGGGCUGGACAGUGAGCUUGUAGAACUGCUGUGGCAAGAUAUGCAUGUCGCCAUGCAUACCCAGAGUAAUCACGGAGCCUCUGCCAUCAAUGAUGAAUCCAAACCAGAACAAGAACCACAAUGCGAGCGGUCACUUGCUAGAUCCGCCGGCAUGAUCCAGGUCGACGAAACCGUGUCAUGGUUGCAGUACCCUCUCGACGACCCGCCAGCCAAAGAAUUCUGCUCCGACUUCUUCUCGGAAAUGGCGGGCAUCGGUGUCAUCGGUGUGCCCACUGAGAGCACUGCUUUCACAGCAACUUGUCCUCCUAGGCCACCACAGAGUUGUAAGGCUCAGGCUUCUUCGAUUGGUGAUGGAGAUGCAAGCAUCUGCGGAAGUAAUCAGAUCCAUGCACAGGCUGAUCUGAGCAGGGAUUCUGCUGCCGCUGCUACUAAAGGAAUGCCAUCAGAAACUGAGCAGAAACACGCGUAUGAAACUACUCUUACUUCAUCCUCGGGAGGUUCUGAUUGCAGCUUCAGAAGAAUGAGAAAGCAGAUUUUUGGAAGCAAUCGGAGUCAAAAGAGAAGGAAAAGAGAUGCGGAUGAUCAAAGCGAAGAGGCUGAGAUCGAGUCGAUGGAAGCGAAGAAGCUGGCUCAGCGAUCGACGGCUACUCGUAGAAGCCGAGCUGCUGAGGUCCACAACCUCUCCGAGAGGAGAAGAAGAGACAGAAUCAAUGAGAAGAUGAAGGCACUGCAAGAGCUGAUACCUCGUUGCAACAAGACAGACAAAGCAUCAAUGCUGGAUGAGGCUAUUGGAUAUAUGAAGUCACUUCAACUGCAAGUUCAGAUGAUGUGGAUGGGAAGUGCCAUGGCACAAAUGAUGUUCCCAGGUGUCCAACAAUACAUGUCUCAUGCUUCUGUUCCUUGGAUGCAUCAUGCAGUUCAAGUACCAAGUGUGCCAGUUAUACACCACUCUGCAGGCUCAUACACAAACCAUUUAUGCCUUUCUCCAGCCCUGCAUGCAGCCAAUUUCCAGAAUCAGAUGCAGGGCUUCCAUCUCCAAGAAUCAUCAUAUGUCCCCUGCCAUGGCUUUCAUCAUCUUCAACCUCAUUCUCAGGAGACCAAUCCAUGCAGCCAUGGAUCACUCACAGAGCAGCAGAAUCAUCCAGCAGCUAUACCAGCUCCUUGUGAAAACACCAAUGACAGCAUAUCUGAGUGAUUGCCAAUGUCAAAUUUCAACUCCAUACUUGGAGAGGACCCUAUGAGCUCUACACAGAUCUGUGCAGGCAUUUCCUAGGAUCUACUAGGUUACAGUUCUAGAGAUUGGAGUGUCUGCUUUAUAGUAACUGAGAAGAAGACAAAGAAAAGAAAUAUAUAUUGACAUUCUGCUUUCAGGCUUGCAAACAUGCUGAUCUUGAUGACCAAAUGGUGGAUGCAGUCAGCUAUGAUGUCCAGGGACAGUGAACCAGGAUGAAGCAGCAAAUGCCUUCUUGGGGGAGGAGAGCAGCAAAUCCUGAGAAUCUCACCCCAGUGUACUUUAACAAAAUCCCCUCAGGAGCCACCAACUUUUUAAUAGGUCUGCAGACAGACCUAAUUGCACUCUGUUAUUUUCUCUAUUAUUUGAUGUUGGAAGCUUGAAAGAGACUGAUGGCAAUGAUAGGCCCUAUCCAGAGCAUGGCCUUAGUGUACCAAUUAGAUCUCAGAUUUUCCUUUUAUUGUUCUUCUUCUGUCACAAUCCAAUUUUCACUUUGAAACA